This is a messenger RNA of Mobula hypostoma (lesser devil ray), 540 nucleotides long. It is a transcript of the gene tomm6, whose product is annotated as translocase of outer mitochondrial membrane 6 homolog (yeast). The transcript is spliced from 3 exons. The record is from RefSeq and is a predicted model, not a curated record. Lineage: Eukaryota; Metazoa; Chordata; Chondrichthyes; Myliobatiformes; Myliobatidae. Gene Ontology annotation, cellular component: mitochondrial outer membrane translocase complex. The coding region runs from base 60 to 254 and encodes 64 amino acids.
GUGACGCCGCUGCUGCGUCUUGGGUGCACGGGCUCGGUGGUCCGCCAUCACACGAGGAGAUGGCGCCGGGAAAGAAAGACGAGGCUGCGGACCGGGGAUGGUUGGCGACGCUGAGGGCGGUGGCGGCUGUGAUGGCCGACAGGAAUGACUUCCGCAGGAACCUGAUUGUAAACAUUGGGCUGUUUGCUGUGGGAGUUUAUAUCGCCCGAAACCUUUCAGACAUCGAUCUAAUGGCUCCUCAGCCCAUUCAGUAGACAAGAUCUCGACUAGGGGGCUUGGCAAAAGCUGGAAGACCACUAUCGCCAAGGGCCUGCUGCAAUGAUCGAGACUACGAGCAGAAUUACUGCAGCAGCAGUUCUAGGGCCUUUGCGUAAUGAACGGACAGACACUGCUGUUCCAAGUGAAUGGAUGGGAUAAUCAGCAAUUGCUCCUUUUCCCCAUCGACAAUACUUUAAGUUAUCACAGCACUGACUACAUCCUCAAUGUUAUUAGCUCCUUAAAUUCAUAGGGAAACUAUUCAAAUAAAUCAACUGAGGCUAA